Manduca sexta (tobacco hornworm) is the source of this 4544-nucleotide messenger RNA. RefSeq names its product synapsin (gene Syn). The record is from RefSeq and is a predicted model, not a curated record. Bases 668 to 1861 code for a protein of 397 amino acids. Gene Ontology annotation, molecular function: metal ion binding; ATP binding. NCBI's taxonomy places the organism in Eukaryota, Metazoa, Arthropoda, Insecta, Lepidoptera, Sphingidae. Gene Ontology annotation, cellular component: synaptic vesicle membrane; synaptic vesicle. Gene Ontology annotation, biological process: neurotransmitter secretion. The transcript is spliced from 14 exons.
CGUCAAAAUAGAGCGGUCCGGGUGUCCUGGAAUCUGUGGCCCACAGGCCGCGACCACAUCAACCCUGUCGUUCUCAAGCUUCCGCAAUUCAUUCACUUCCAAUGUCAAUUACUUGAAACGAAGCUCAGUGGAGGCGUUGCGCAGAUUCAGCUCGGGGGACCUGCAGUCCGAGUGCGAUGAGGGCGAGGUGGACCCCUACACCGGCCGCCCGGCCACCACCAGCCAGCCCAAGUCGCAGAAUCAGAGGCCGGCCUCCCAGGCGACAGGCGGCAGCAUAGGCAGCGCGUCCGGUCCUCCGCCCGCGCCGUCCGCUGCCGCGGCUGGCGGAGACCUGUCGCUGAACCUGCGAGGCGGCUCGCGAGGCACCUCCGCACCAUCCUCGCCGGCCAAGUCCCGAGAGUCGCUGCUGCAACGCGUACAGUCUCUCACCGGCGCGGCUAGAGAUCAAGGCGCCAACUUGCUAGGGAGCGUAACAUCAGUGGCGUCGGUCGGACGCGGGUACAACCGUGACCGCUGCGUCACUUUACUGGUGGUGGACGAUCAGAACACCGACUGGUCCAAGUACUUCCGAGGACGUCGGCUGCCGGGCGAGUGGGACAUCCGCGUUGAGCAAGCAGAGUUUAAGGAGCUGUCCGUGACUGCCAAUUCGGAUGGCGCUAACGUGUCCAUGGCGGUGUACCGCGGCGGUACUAAAGUCACCCGCUGUUUCAAACCGGAGUUCGUGUUGGUGAGGCAAAAUGUGCGGGACGCGGGCUCCGACCACCGCGCCCUUCUGCUUGGACUCAAGUUCGGCGGCGUGCCUUCCAUCAACAGCCUCAACUCGAUCUACCACUUCCAGGAUCGACCAUGGGUGUUUGGCCACCUCCUGCAAUUACAACGGCGCCUCGGAAGGGAGAACUUCCCGCUCAUUGAACAAACCUACUACCACAAUCACACCGACAUGGUCACAGCGCCUAAGUUCCCCGUCGUGAUCAAGAUAGGGCACGCGCACAGCGGCGUGGCCAAGGUGAAAGUGGACUCUUUGGCCGAUUUCCAGGAUAUAGCUGGCGUGGUGGCGAUGUUGGGAACGUACUGCACCGUGGAGCCGUACAUCGACGCCAAAUAUGACAUCCACAUACAGAAAAUCGGAUCCAAUUACAAAGCGUUUAUGCGCAAAUCUAUUUCGGGCAACUGGAAAACGAAUCAGGGAUCCGCAAUGCUUGAAGCAAUUGGCAUGAACGAUAGAUACAAAAUGUGGAUAGAUGAGGUGAGCGAAAUCUUCGGUGGUUUAGAAGUGUGCGCCCUGGAGCUUGUGGUCGGCAAGGACGGGCGGGAACAUAUCAUCGAGCUGAAUGACUCUGCCACCUCAUUCAUGGGCGACUCGCAGGAGGAAGACCGUCGCCAUCUCUCCGAACUUGUGUUGCAGCGCAUGCAGGCUGUGUGUCGGCCCGGUAUAACGAAGACCACGUCGCGGAGCUCCGUGUCGGGCAGCUCGGCGGCGGCGUCGCCGGAGGAGCGGCCCGGAGCGAGCAUGGUGCCGGGCGGGGGGCCGCCGGGCCCGCCCAGCGUGCCGCCGCCCGCGCCGCUCGCCACCGGCGCCAGCAUCGACCGGCCGCUGCCGCCCAUCCCGGCCGAGCCCACGCAGCCGCCGCCGCCGCCGCUCACGCGCCGCGACUCUCAAGCGUCGCAAUCAUCGACAGUAUCGUCAGUGUCGGCGGCUCCGAGCAGCGGCGGGGCCGGGGGCGGGGCGGGCGCGGGGGCGCCGGGCGGGCGCGGGGGCUUCACGCGGCAGGGCUCCCUCAGCGCCACCCUCACCGAGGACGCUGAGGACACCAUGAAGAACCUGCGCAAAACAUUCGCCGGAAUCUUUGGCGAUAUGUAAAACUACAACACAACUCGGGCAAUAGACAUGGUCGUAUCAUCGAUUUCAAUUAGUUCUUAACGUUGCUGGACGUUUUGUUAUAUGUUUAAAUUAUGCGUUCCAGAAAGUAUGAUGCUAAUACACACAUACUUGUGUGUUAUAUAAGUGUGUAGAAAGGACCGUGAAUAAUUUUAGAACAUUUCUUGUGAUCGCAGAACUCAAGCAACAUCAUAAAAAAACACACAUGACGUAACGCAUGACGUCUUCUCGUAGCCUUUGAAUAAUUCUGUGAAAGAAUUGCGCUUUUUGGUGUGUGUCACUGGCCAUAAAAGGCAGUAAUAUUUGAUGAUAAAUGUUUGCCUAUUGUCCGGGCCCACAGUUUACUUACGUCAGAAGAACGUGCAAAUCGCAAAUAGGCAAGACGCGUUGUGCAUAAAAUGACAGGAUAUUGAAAGAUAUUCCGAACAACCGAACCAGAAUUCGUUUCUUACCCACACAUAGCGCCUAUCGACGAAAGUGCUGUCUUCCUCGCCUGCAAAGGGAUCGUCUCUCCGAUCAAGUGAUUGUAGAGAGAGCAGAGUAAAAUAGUAUUAAUGUAAAUUAACUAUAGAUUUUCUACAAUAAGUUAAAUAUAAAUACGAAUCAACUGAGCUACAUUGUGAUCGAACCCGUUUGUAUGUGUUGCGGUGCGAGCGCGUGUGCGCGUGCUCGUGCGCGGGCUCGUGCGCGUGUUCGCGCGCGUGCUCGUGCGCGUGCUGGUGCGCGUGCGCGUGUACGGUGCUCGAGUCGCACGCUUUAUUGGUUUCUUCUGUCUCAGUCAUCUUCACUUGCUGCACUUUCGUGGAACAUUAAACAAUUGCUUCGAUCUCAACAUUUUGCUUUUAACGUAUUGUACUGUCACAUCACAAAUUAUAACUUUCUAUUUAAUCAUCACUUCCUCGGUGAUAAUUAAUGUAUAGCAAUAUUUUUUUGAUAUUGUUUGUUUUUUGCUAUUUUGCAUAUGAAUAAUUGCAAUAAUAAUAUUGAAUGUUUACAAUCAAUAUUAUAAUAUUAAUUUUAUUUAAAUUUUUACUAGAUUUAAAAUUAUAAGACAAUGGGAUCUGAGCAAUGCUAUCGAGGACAAUAUUGUUAAAAGCAAAAAUCCAGUUUUUAUAUUAUACAUCAUUAUACCUAUUACUAGUUAUAUUUCAUAGUUUAAGAUAAUCUUCUUGGUAUAAAACGCAAAUUACGUUCCUUCUUACGCUCUAUUGUGCUUAUAUGUACACUACUUAUGUCUUUAACAAAGUAUCUAUACAUAACUAUCUUCAUUUGUAUAUUACUGUAAAAGCAACAUUAUUAACAACAAGAAAAACGGAAAUUGUAGUUUCUAGCCAUUUCUAUAUUCCUUUCGUAUACUAUCGAGUUAAUGAAUAGCCAAUGUUUCUAGAAGAAGGGUAACACAAUCAUAAACAAGUGACAAAACAAUAGAUUUUAUACAACAAAAUAACUAUAUUCUAUUGAUAGACUUGUCAAUUAUCGGUUAUUAAUCAGCAGUACCCCGGCUGUUGCAGUAAUAAAAUUGUUUUUUUUUAUAUAUGUUUCGACGUUUUAAACUUGAAACAUUUUCCCAAUGCAUUGCGCUUUUAAUAUAUCUAACUGUAGAAAAUUAAAAAGUUAAAGGUUACUUAACUAUCUACCUACUCUUCUGUAGCAAUGACAAUCAUUAAGUAGAUAUUAUAUAUGUAGUCAAAUUUAAUUUAUUUAUGCGAUUUGUAGAAGUUAUAGUACAUGCAUAAGUACAUUUUAAACGUAUUAAUAUUUAAAUAAUUAUAUUUAUUCAAAACCCACUUGUUAUUGUAGAUUUUACAACGAAAAUAGCUAUAAUACAGAUGUAAGUUUCAUACAUAACAGAAUUAAAGUUACCUCCGACGAGAGCAGAAGUUUAGUUUAUAAUAAUGACUAUGAUAUAUGUUUGCUUCAUGUAAGUUCAUCGAUGUUGGUUUUGGAGUAGUGUUUGUUACGCCGAGUCGUCGUGUACCUCGGCCGAGUACUAAGUACCUGUGGAAUUAAACAAGUGUAAAAGCACCAGUAGAACAUGUCCCACACCAAACCCAUAGAGAUAGUCACAUAGCCGCCAUGUUAGCGUUUACUACGUGUCUAUGAAAUGCGCAAUUAGAUAAAUUAUGUAUACUAUAGCUUGGAACAUGUGUUACGUUCUACGUAAUAGUAAGAAUUAAUUUGUUUAAUGUUUAAAGAAUUUUCAACGUUUGUUAAUUGUUAGGAUAUAAUAUAAACACUCAAAUUAAUAUAAACGCUGUUGUUGUUGUUGCUAACAAGUUAUAUAAUAUACCUAUAUACUCCUAUAAUGAAAUGACGGAUAAUAAUCUUUUUAAAGAAUAUGUCGCGGUAAAAGAGGCAACAGAUCGCCAGUGAGCAAUAAACGGUUGUUUCUGUUGGAUUUUUACUGCGACAUAAUUGCUUUAGGUAACUUAUGAGGCAUGGUAUGUCACAUAUAAAGUGGAACUACGGAACCUAUUAACAUAAUGUUAAAAUUCAAUGAGCAUAAAAAACCGAUCGUAUUUCCGCGUUCGAUAUCGGCGGAGUCCACAAAAAGACAAGAAAUGUGACAUCAAUGCCCACGUUCCGAUGGAAUAUGUUAAUGGAAUUUGAAUGCAUGUUAAUCUAUAUAAUAAUAAAUACCUCUUUUGGUAAGUCACUACCGAAA